Xenopus tropicalis (tropical clawed frog) is the source of this 1468-nucleotide messenger RNA. RefSeq names its product fish-egg lectin. The transcript is spliced from 5 exons. NCBI's taxonomy places the organism in Eukaryota, Metazoa, Chordata, Amphibia, Anura, Pipidae. The record is from RefSeq and is a predicted model, not a curated record. The coding region runs from base 1 to 816 and encodes 271 amino acids.
AUGCAGCCAUUAUUAUUCUUUUAUCUCAACCCAAAAGGCAACAUGCUGCUCCUCAUCUUCCUACAACUUCUCUACACCGGAGCCGCUGCAGAAAUGCCCUGCGUGACAGUGCCCGGGAAGCUGAGACAGCUGGAUGCUGGGAGUGGAGAAGUCUAUGGGGUGUCGGAUGAUCGCAGUGUAUACUUCUGGCAUUCUAAUCGGUGGGAGCAGAUUAAAGGAAACUAUUUACAUGUGACUGUGGGACCAGCUGGAGUUUGGGCGGUCAACAAUCUCAAUAGGGUUUACAGGCUGCAGAAUUUUGAGUGGAUGCAAUUAUCAGGGCGCUUGAAGCAGAUCGAUGCUGGGGGCGAUAUGUUCCUAGUUGGAGUAGAUUCUAAAGAAAGUAUUUACUGCCUGAACCAGGAAAGCGUAAAGGGAACUGCCCUAAGCUACAUGGAAGUUGAAGGGAGGCUGAAGUAUUACAGUUGUGGUCCCCUUGGCUGCUGGGGUGUCAACGAUGCCUAUGAGACCUAUUACCAGAAAAACGUGACCCAAACAUCCUGCCAGGGAGUGGGCUCCAUGCGAGUGCAAGGAUCUCUUGCCAUGGUGGAGGUGGGCACAGACGGAUCGGUGUUUGCUGUGGACCCAAAUGGCAAGGUUUACAGAAGAAAGGGUAUCAGCCCAAAGAAGCCAACUGGAACCACAUGGGAAGAACUGGAUCUUUAUGACAAUUUCAAACAUGUCAGCUACGACGCUGGAUUCCUGUGGCUUAUUGCUGAGAAUGGGAGCAUCAUUAAAUGUGCAUAUCCUGAGUCUAUACUGCCAAGUGUGUUGUAAACCCAGAGAGCUCACAGUCCACCCUGCUUCACAUUCUCCUUACACAUUAUGUUAUAAAACAGUUAUAAAACUGAACAUUACUGAUGAGGGCAUCUUUUGGUUUGGUAGUGCCCUGAUACACCCCCCCACUGCUACUGUAUAACUUCAACGUUUCUGCUUUGCCACCCCUCCGCACAGUCCUGGAUAACCAGUCAAAUGUCCCCGUUCCCGCCACCCCCAUCGUAAGUCUUGCGAGAAGAAACUAUGACUUCACUCUCAGAAAUAUAGAAAGGACAUCCUGGGCACAAGGAGUAUUUCUUCAGCUGUGGUGUCUGUUAUGGAACGUUUGGACUUUUUAGGUGUCUCACUUCGCUAUAUAUUGUGUAAAAAAUAGGAAAGUUUGGAGAUGUAACACUGGAACCACAAAGUGCAGUAAAUCAAAGUAGUUUUAUGGGCAUGUAGGUGCUCUUGACUCUUGGUUGUAUGUUGAAGCUCAUUGUAAUAGUGACUAAGCCCACAAUAUAACCAAAUAAAAAUAAAGAAUCUUUGUCAGACUGGCCCCUGGUAAGGAAUGGCUGCUUGCUGUUAGGGAACUGUAAUGGGGAUCAUUGAUACUAGGUUGGGGGUGGUGGUUAAUCUUUCAGGCAAACAAGCCCAGAUGGGGGGCUCCAAA